Messenger RNA from Porites lobata, 12869 nucleotides. Lineage: Eukaryota; Metazoa; Cnidaria; Anthozoa; Scleractinia; Poritidae. The record is from the annotation of a GenBank genome assembly.
AUGGAAGAGAAUAUUGAUGACAUUGAAGAAGAUGAAGACAUAAAAGAGGAUGAAGAUGAUGAAGAUGCUGAUGACAUGGAGCAAGAGGAAGACAUCAAAGCAUCUGUUGCCAAACCCAAAGGAAGAAGAAAGCCUCGAUCAGUGUUAACAGGACGAGGUGUUACUCUUGGUAUGUUGAUGGAUGAUGGAGUCAUUGAGCCUGGUGAAAAAUGCCUUUCUAUCGAUUACCUGGUAUGUAUCUUAUACAUUGUAACCUAAUUAGAUGUAUUAUUGUUUAAAAUAUUAUUUAUACAGCAUAGCUCCAGGGUUCUUCAGCAGCUACAUGAUGUAUGGUAACCGUUGUAAAUCCCUGUCUAGUUGUGACAAAAGUCCUGUUUACCCACAGAAUUUUUUUUUUUUCUGUAAAGAGGGUGCAGUACUCAAUCUGGCAUAAUUUUAUGCAACACUAAUUAUUUCGAGAAAGCAUUGUGAUAUCAAAUGUAGCAAAUUUUGGUAAAUAAAGGUGCCACUCUCAUGGUUAAAAUUUUUUCCCUGGUGGCCCAAAACAUUUUCCUGUGGGAUUCUGCCAGACUCCUAAAAUGAAGGGGAGUAAUGAUCCUUUCUACCAAACAGUGGUGCUACAAAUUCAGAGACAACUUACCUGCGAUGUCUUGCUUCCUCAAGGUAACCAUUGCCAUUUUGCAAGCAUUUUGGGAGAGAGCAGAACUACACAACACAACCAUACAGAAUUAUAAGCCAUGCAACAAACGUACAUAUAGUAUUGUAACUCAAUAGUAGAGAAAAAAAUUAUUAUGAACAAGCAGACAACUGGAAAAAAAUGUUGGGGGUAGGGUGAUUGUGGGGCUCGGGGGAGGGGUAAAGACUAAGAUCUAUUAACACUACUGAAGAACUUAGUUCCCAGGCAUGUUAGGACAAUGGGAUCAAUUUAGGUUUCUGGCAAACAGCCCUCCUACCCCUCCCCUAACUCAACAUUAACAUUUGCAUCUCACUUGGGACAAAAUGUUGGGUUAGGGGAGGGGUAGGUGGGCAGUUUCCCAGAUACCUAAAUUGAUCCAGAUAGUGCUUUGUACCUCAGCACUUGCCAGUCUAAGCACAUUGGUAAUUAAUAAUAAUUACUAUUGUUAUAACAUAUGUACCAAUUUAUUUUGUUACAGGGUCAAAAGUUUGUAGCUGAUCUUCAACCCGAUGGUAGAAUAAAAUGGCCAGAAGCUAGUCAGGUGUUUAAUUCACCAUCUGCAUGGGCAAUAUACUGCAAAAAGCUUGUCAACCCUUCCAAGAAAUCAGGCUGUGGAUGGGCUUCUGUGAGUGAAUCAUUACUGCUCAAUUGUAAUUAUCUUUUUGACAUGCAGUAACUUAACCAAGCGCAAUUUUUUUAUUAUACUUUAUUGUAUGUUGUACUUGUUAGCUGUUUUUUCAUUGGCCUACAGCUAAUUUUGGAAAUCAGCGCAGCCUACAGAUAAGUUAGUUACAGUAUCUGCUUGCAGAUAACUAACUAAUCUGUAGGAUGCGCACGCAAUGCAUGAUUUUGAAUAGCAAUAUCAAUGCAGGUUCCUUGCGACAGUGUGUAUGUCGUAAUUUUCUUUAAAACAAUGUAUAAUAAAACAUAUUAUUAGAUUUGGUUUUUGUAGUAUCCUAAAUAAUCAAGGCUUCAGUAAGUACUAUCAGCCUCGGCCUUCAGCUUGGCCGAUAACACUUACCUCAACCUUGAUUAUUCCGGAUAUCAUGAAAAACCUCAUCCAAUAAUAAUUUUGUUUAAUGUAACAUUUAAAAAGUUCAUAUAAGGGUCAGGUCUCCAUUUUUUAUGUCUGCUGCAAUACCAUUAUUACAGCAUGAAGAACAAUAUCAAAAUUGUUUUUAUAUUCCUGGGUUCCCUGUACCACACUUAGUGGUGAUUUUUUUCAUCAUUGUCAUUAGUGUACUUUUUUGGCACCAUCUUGAUUUUGAUUGUGUAAUGACCACACAUAAUUAUUUUGUGAGAUGAUCACCAAACAUCUAUUAUAGUUUACAUUCAUUUUGCAUGAGAAAUGUUUGUCAGCUAACUUGUAUGGAUUUUACUCAUGUAAAAUGAACUGUUUGUCAAGAAUUGAGUUGAUGAUUGAGCCUUGCAAAACAGAAAACAAUAGAUUCAUCCAUGUACCAGUUACAGCUGUACAACUCUAAUAGUAUUAUUUUUGCAACUUACCCUGGCUUUGCAAGCAAGAAAAAUUAUUAUGAACAGUUACAACAAUUCGCAGUAUGCUGCUCAGUACAUGUAUCUUUAUAUUUGAUAGACUAGUACAAUGUAUUAAUUUGUCAUUAAUUUUUCCAUUUUUAUUUGAAGGUGAAGUACAAGGGUAAAAAAUUGGACCAGUUCAAAACUACUUGGUUCAGGAAACAACAUUCAUCUGUGUCUGUAAGUAUAGUCAAGGUUGUUGCUUAUGACAAUAAUAUUAUUAUUUCACUGUCGUUAAAAACGGUUUAUGUCAAAUUUCAUUGUUUUCACAGUGACACUACUACAUAAAAUAAUAAUCAUGAAUAACGUUUUUCAGUAAAAUCCAACUAGUGGUCUAUUAUCAAAAAUUAAUGCUGCAUUCUGAUUGGUUGAGCUACUACUAGGCUAUAUGUUAUAGCCCACUAGUAGCAAAAAGCACCGGCUUUGAAAACCAAAACAAUGACAGAUGAAUUGCGUUUUGCUAGCUAAUUAUAAAGUUGUUUGUCUCGAUAUUUUGAGCAACUAGUUGGAUUUUACUAAAACAAUAUUAUUCCUCUUGCCCUCAUGGCCUCUGAGUCAAUAGCCCAUUCAGCCUAUUGAGCAGGCAAUUUGAAGCAAAUUCUUUGUUGUGACUGACUACCCAAGCGGACAAGAUGGAGCCAUGUUACCUGCUUGGGAUUUCCUCCACUGAUCCCACAGGCAAAGUGCUCUUUUUGUGGCCAAGAGCACUUGUGUUCACUAAAAAUGGCUGAAUUUCAGUCCAUAAAAUGGCUAGUGCAUGAUAAUUAUACCAAGUGAAUAAGAGCUGUUGAGUUACAUCACAAAGAACAUGACAAUGAUCCCUAGCCCUUACACAAAAACACAAUAAUUUCUGUGCAUAUAUUGACAAGCAGUAGAUUAUGGGAUGUGGAUCCGCACAGGCAGUUACCAGGGGCUCAGGGGCGAACGGGUUAAUAUGUUAAUAUUUUUUGACUUGUUAUUAAAAAUUUCAGCCAUCAUCAAGCAAAGAAAGUUCAUCAUUGACUUCACAGAAAGAAACACCCCUCCGAGGCUCUCAGUUGGCUUCACCUACAUCAAGCAAGACCCCAGCAAGCAAAUCAUCGAGUAGUCACGGAGACAUGCAAAGUGUGCCAUCAUCAUCAUCAUCGACAUCAUUAUCCACAGGGUCGGCUAAUGUCCAAUCUCCAACACAUACACAUGUACCAUCAACCACACAUCAUUCUGUACCAGUACAAAAGAAUUCAGGACCGAGCUCAUCUGCUACAAGUAGCAUCUCUUUCCCUGCGGAGGUGAAGAAACCAGCUAAAGGUUCAUCAGGCCGCGGGUAAAGCUCAGAUUGUUGAUGUUUCUCUGUUAUGUACUGUACGUAAAUGUUUUGUUUGGCCAAUUAAAUCCUGCAUGUACAGUGUUCCAGACAAGAGAUGCAUCUGCGGUCAAUGAUCCGACAAAGAAGACUUCCUGACAAGACAGAUGAAUAUAAAACUAUGUUAGAUAAAUAUAAUGAAUAAAUUUAGCAUGUGGUCUAGGUGAAACCUCAGGUGGUCUACAUGACCCCCCACUUGAAAGAAUUAACUCUAAUGCUGCAUGUUGCUUUUCUUUCCUUUCCCACACAUUUUUGCACUCCACCACUUAACAUAUUAAUUUACAAGCAUUAAUUUAUAAUUACUUCUAGUAGCCUGAGUAUCCACAUUUCUGGAAUCUCCUCACCCUAAGCCCCUUAGGAAGGCUUGAUUAGGCAGCUCAUAGUAUGUGCAAUCCAUCAUCUAUGAUUGUUGGAAUAUUUCACGGGCACAAGUCAGUAUAAUUUUGAAGGUAAACUGGCUUUGUUUAUGCGAUUUGGCACAUUUUUUAUGGCAAAAGCAAAGCAAGAUAAGAUGAAAUGUUUGUUUUAACUUUACUCUUAAAAUUUAAAUUUAAAUCAUAGAGAAAUCUGUCCGCCAAAGUGGCUACUAAACCAGAAUUCUUAGUUGCCAAGGAGAAAAUUAUGUGAGUCGCAUUGGCAACUGUGUUAGUUGCAGCCCUGCUAGAAUAACUGAACUUAGUGUGGUAAUGUUACAUUGUUCCUCUUUUUUAACAGGCGAAAACCAAACAUUGGCUACAUUCACCCACCACCAACACAAAAGUCAACAACACGGUUCUCACCUACAGCCUUGACUCCGACCAUGUCAUCAAAGUCUUCGGUAUCACUGAAAAGUCCUGUGGGUAAGAUCAGAGUGUCAGAUUCUUGCUUAUAGUGUCCAAAGAUAAAAAUUGGCAAAAACAUUUCAAUUUCUUUUUGUAAAAUCCUUAUUAAAAACUAAUUUUACAAUAUAUACACUAACGGAGGGAUUUUUUCUCACAUACUGAUUUUUAUGACCAAUCGAACCACAGACCAUGGAAAUGACAUGAUGGUGGCACAAUUUGUUUUUCUCUUUCUUGCACACGCAAUUGUCUGAGAAACUUCAACUGAAAUGGACAUAAAAAAACUGUCAAUAGUUUUGUAAAUAAUAAAUCUAUAACAAUUUUCCUGAUGUAAAGUUGUGAUUAUUUUGCUAUAUGUACAUGCAUAUAAAAAUGUAAGCAGUUUUAUUUUCAUUUUUUAACUGAUUGCGGCCCAUUGUCUUACAUGUGUAUGAGUGUAAGUUUUAUUGUUAUGGCAUGCAGGUAAUUGAGUGCGGGAGAAUCAGGUUAAUGUCACGGCCAAUUAAUUUUAUAGAAAAAAUUGAUCACUGAUUAACAUAAUAUUAUUUUAAUGGCUGGUUUGUUCUAGAUUUGCCCAGUCCAUUAUCAUCAUCCCCUGCUUCGGUAGGAAGAAAACGCCUGGCUGUUAGAACACGGCAAUCAGUAAAGUACACAGCAUUGACUCCAGAUAGGUGAGAGGGAAUUUUCAUGGCAAAUGAAUGAGAGUUAUUUUCUGUUAUUUACUCUUUACUCAGUAACCAAAUGAAUCUUGUGGGUUAUUUUGUGUCAGUUUAUCGGUAUCUCCAUUCAAAGCUAUUAACAAAAUAAUCUCACUCUCAAUUUAAGGGUGUUACAGGGAGUAACUUACAGAAAGAGAAUUUUAAUUGAUAAAUAUUUUUUCCUUGUCAGUGUUCAAUAUGCAGGUCACAGGUCACUUAGUACAGCUUAGAGUACCAUAAUAUAUAAAUAAUUUUAUCUGUACGUUAUGGUAAAUAAACAACUCACAAUCAGAAAUAGAGACUUUAUGUCUUAAAGGGAAACUGCUUAUCUCAGUUAUAGAGCAUUGACCUGCACUUGUGACCCAUGACUUGUGAUCUGUGUUUUGUUCCUGCCAGUCUACAAGUGGUUAUACUGCCAGUGAGUUAAUGAGUUUGUAUUAUUUUAUGUUCCAUAGUGAUCCACAUACCCUGGUUGAACUUAUGAACUUUAGUGCUCUUGGAAAAAUGCAGCCUUUUUCUGUAGAUAUUUCAACAAACUGUCUUUUGCUUAUGGUAAGUGUCAGCACUCUCAGCAGACUACCAAUUAAGAUAGGUAUAUUGAGUUUGUGUAAUGAACACCUUAACAAUCACGCAUACCUGUAUGAUCUAUGUAAUUGUUUAAAAAUGUAUUAGCCAGUCUUAAAUUUAAGAGAGAUAACUAAAGUUUACAUUUCUAGAGAACACUGUCUUAUAUUACAGAUGACAAAAGAUACAGACUACUGAAUAUCAGUUAUGUUUGGGGCAAUUUUGACAGGAUCAUAAUUGAAGAUUAAUUACCAGUGUAGGACUACCGUAAAAUUCUGAAAUAAGCCCCACCAUGUAUGGGCCCCUCCAAAUAUAAGCCCCCCAAACCGGUAACGCAAAAAACCCUCCGUUAAAUCGCCCCUCCAAAUAUAAGCCCCCGGGGGCUUGUACUUGGAAAAUUGCCCUCAAGUACAAAGUAAAACAAAGCAAAAACGGUAAAUUUACCUUCAACUAUAAGGCUAGCCCGAUCGAUUUUGAAACGCAAAAUUCCCUCCGUAGAUAAGCCCCUCCGAAUAUAAGCCCCUCCAAAAGUAAGCCCCUCAAAAAGGGCUUUUGUAAAAUAUAAGCCCCGUGGCUUAUUUUCCGAAUUUUACGGUAUUAUUAUAAUGUACACGUAUUAUAUAAGAUUUUCUUACUCUUAUCUUGUGAUUACAGAAGUAAAAUAAAAUUAACAGCAGCUACCUCCACAAUCAAAUCCACAGGAUUACCAUUGUCAUCUAACAUCAAGUGAAGUAGUAGGAUACCUUGCUGGAAAGUUUGACCCACAAACACAUCGUAAGUGUGCUGCUUAAGAUAAUAGUUUGAUCUAGUACAGUGUACUUAAUAUGUUAACAGCAAUAAUGUUAAGAAGAGAGCCAGUUGACUACUCAAAUUUUUAGUGCCAUUUCAUCUUUUGUUCAUAAGAAGGAGGUAACGUACAAGAAUCCCAUGUACAUGUAAAUAUGAGUGUGGAGGAUUCAUGCUAAAAUGUUUUGCAAAGAGUAACUAAAUAGGAAUAAACUGAAGUACCCCUUUAAAAAAAGUCUGGGAGAAAAAUAGUAUGCAAAAUUUAUACAUGGAUAAGCUGAAUACCACUACAUGUAAAUAGCUACACUAAACAUGUAUAUGUAUAUAUUUUUUUUUUCUUCAAAAAAUAAGAACCUGUUUAAGAACCCAUAAUUUAUAUCCUAGAUUUGUACUUAUUACCAUUUAUCUAAGAAUCUGUCUAGGCAAACUUACAUGGAAAAAUCCAGGUUCUUAGUCGUGGGUUUUUACUGUAUGCCAAUAUAACAUUAUUUCUUUAUGUCAUGCAGACAUGAAGAUUGUACAGGCUUUUCCAUGCCGCUGUCGAUUUGCUGAUAAAGAAAAUGCACCCAAGGUGGAAGAAGAGGUAAAUUUUUUACGUGUAGAAAUGUUUUGUUGGCGUAAAACCUACCAGCUGUCAUGUGUAUUUUAUGCCAGCCUUUACUUUCAGUGUAGUCUUAAAGAAGAAGAGCAGUGGGGAUUGUAAAAAAAAAAAAACUACAUUAUACCACAGAUUGAUGUUUUCAUGAUUUUCUGUACAUUGCCGCUAUACAGUGUACCAUACAAUGCUGCUGAAGCUGAACAAGCAUGUCCUUAACAAUAGUACAAAUAGUAAAUAAAUAAAAAUAUAUGUAAUAAUAUUGAUUUAUAAGUCUAAUUUCUGUGGCAAACACUUCCUUCCACAAGGUGAGAUGAAAAUUUAAUAGUUUAAAAUCCUUGCCCUUCAGGCAAGCAAGGUUUGCUAGCCCAGAGAAGUCAUGCUGGCCUUAGCUUACCAUCAUCCUUUACUUUAUCUACAGUUACAGCAAAUGUUGCUUCCCCAGGAGACAGCUUGUAGUUAAAACUUGAUAACCCACUGACAGUUUGUUCCACUUUGCUCAGGCUAGCACUUUUGUUGUGGCCUUAUUUUAGCCGUUUAAAAUCUCAAUUUUAUCUGUAAAACCUUCCCGCUGCUUGUGCAGUGUAAACUUAACACAUUUUUUUCUUUCUGUGGCCAGGUGCGAAAUGCCAUUGCACAGCGAGGUCUUGUUCUUGUUGGAUGGUAUCACAGUCACCCAUCCUAUCAACCAGAUCCAUCACUACAGGAUAUCCAGAAUCAGCUCAAGUAUCAGAAAAUAUUGCAACAUGAAACAUCUUCCUAUGGCCCUUGUCUUGGCAUGAUAGUUUGUAAGUACAAAUGUACAUGUAUUACAAGAGAUAUGUUAUCGCAAAAUCUUUGUGAAGCUGUAAAGGAUCAUCAGUGAGAAUAAAGGGAAACAAGUCAAAGGGGACAACAAAAAAGCAAAAACUAAACAAAAAAAUUUGCAAAGAUUAAAUAUGGCUUUGUCAAGAUUUGAUUAUGUCUUGUUUUUGUGUCACUUAGUCAGUUUUUUGUUUAUUUUGUUUUUUAAUAAAUUUUUAACAGCUCCAUAUGAUAAUUACCGACCAACAAAAGAGUCAACUGUACGAGCUUUCUGGGUUCAAGCUUCGCCAGAAGGUCAAACUCAUAAACUAGGAGUUCCCAUGAUCAUGAAUAUCAGUACACAUCAAGAUCAGUUCCUUACUCAAGAUCUGCUAAAUGAAUUGGUAUGUAUAGAGAAUUGAGCUUAACCCUUUGAGUCCCAAUAGUGACCAACAGCAAUUUUCUCCUAACAAUGUCCAUACAUUGUCAAGAGAUGAGGUUGUGAGAAUAUAAAAAAUGAUCAGGAAAGAAAAAAUGCCUUGAUGUUUUAUUAAAUUCUCUCAACUAAUUCUUAAAGGAAAUGUAUGGAGAUCAGUUUGGAGAAUUCAUAUGUGGAUACUGGGGCUUAAAGGGUUAAAAGCUGUCCAGUAUAGUGUGAAUAUGCUUAAAGGAGAUGUGUCACGAAAUUCAGCCAAAUUAGGAAAUUACAAAAUGCCUGUUAAAUUAGUAGAAAGAGAAAAAUAACCACUUAAAACUUUAAAGGAAGGUUAAAAUAACAUAACAGAAACAACAGAUACCAUAUGGAUGGGCAAAACUGAAGAAGAUUGAAACAGAUUAGAAUUAGGGUUUUUGAAAACUGUUCAGCCUAACAGUUUUCAAAGUUGAUGCCUGCGGCUUGCAACUUCAAAAAUAAUGCUCAGGAGACAUAAAAUUAUUUGUUCAUCUUGGAUCGCUGAUUUUGUCAUUUACAUGUAAUUUCUUUGCUUACUUUAAGUUCCAUAGCGAUUGAGGGCGAACGUAGGGUAAAUAAUUGGCAAAAUUAAACAAAAUGAACUGGACUGCCAUGACACAGGCCCUUUAAGGUGACUCGACCCAGUUUUUUUGAGGGGGUACCAUCAUACUUUGAAGCUCUCUGGUAUCCCCACCUUUACUUUUAUCGUAAGUCUAACACAUAGAAUGGGUAACAUAUAGAUCAAUCUACAAUAUAACAGAAAAUUUUUGGCGAUCGGAGUAAAUGUCACGUGGUUAUAAUGCCACGCCCCUUUGAGGUCUGAGUCGAAAAUCUGCUGUUGCCGGCAUUUUUUCGUGAAAAUCUCUCGGCUACACAUAGUGCGCAUGAGUGCCUUGCGCUGAAGAGAGUUUCACCAAAAUCGCAAAGACCCAAUUCGAGAAAUUCAGCGGUUUCCAAAUUUAGGUCAUAAUUUAUGCGAAAAUGAUAAGCAAACUUUACACGGAUUAUAUCUAAUAAACGAUGAGAUUCAUCCCUUUAUUUUGGGCAUCGUUAUAACAGAUGGGGCCUUGCAAGUCAGCAAAAUGCUUUAGGGCCUUGUAAAUGCGCGCGAUUUCGAGCAAAGCAAACAUAUAGAAAUUAUAGUUUUCGCUAUUUGUUGACGUUUGUCAGCGUUUAAGAGUCCUUCUCACGAAAAAAGCAUUUUCUUAAAAAUUCGUAGUUUUUUUUCCUUCAAAUUUUUUCAGGGCCACAAUUAAUUAACUAACUAUCCGGACUCUGAAUUUCAUGGUCAUUGAAAAAAUGUGACAUUAUCUUCUAUAUAUAAGCCCAAACUUGAGUAAACAUUGAAUAUUUUUAGCGUUUUGGCUGAGUUUGUGCUUUGGGAGUUGUCUAUUGUUUCUAGUCUGUCAUGAUACAGCAUUCUUGUUCAGCACGCGCACAAUGACCUCGCUUGGCUGACUUCCGAAUGCUCACCGAGAUAUAAUAAUUUUGGUACAGUGAGACAGGCCAUCGCGUGAUACAUAGAGGUUUAACUAACAAUUUUUAAUCAAUUCUUGUGCCUUUGCAAAAAAAUCAAGAAGUGCUGCACACUAAAUCUACUUACUAUUACAAAAAUAUCAUUUUUUCAUAGGUUUAAUGCAAGCCAAUAAUUAAACCAACUCGUGACGGGAAUAUCUCGGUGAGCAUUCGGAAGUCAGCCAAGCAUGGUCAUUGCACGUGUGCAGAACAAGAAUGCUGUAUAAUGACAGACUAGAAACCAUAGACAACUCCCAAAGCACAAACUCAGCCAAAACGCUAAAAAUCUUCAAUGUUUACUCAAGUUUGGGCUUAUAGAAGAUAAUGUCACAGUUUUUCAAUGACCAUGAAAUUCAGAGUCCGGGUAGUUAGUUAAUCAAUUGUGGCCCUGAAAAAAUUUGAAGGAAAAAAAACUACGAAUUUUUAAGAAAAUGCUUUUUUCGUGAGAAGGACUCUUAAACGCUGACAAACGUCAACAAAUAGCGAAAACUACAAUUUCUAUAUGUUUGCUUUUGCUCGAAAUCGCAGCGUUUACAAGGCCCUAAAGCGUUUUGCUGACUUGCAAGGCCCCAUCUGUUAUAACGAUGCCCAAAUAAAGGGAUGAAUCUCAUCGUUUAUUAGAUAUAAUCCGUGUAAAGUUUGCUUAUCAUUUUCGCAUAAAUUAUGACCUAAAUUUGGAAACCGCUGAAUUUCUCGAAUUGGGUCUAUGCAAUUUUGGUGAAACUCUCUUUAAGGGGCCUGCCGAGAGAUUUUCACGAAAAAAGGUGGCAACAGCAGGUUGGUCAGACCUCAAACCCAUUAUAACCACGUGACAUUGAGUCAAAAAAAAAAACUGUUGUAUUUUUAUCUAUAUGUUAUCCAUUCUACACUUACGAUAAAAGUAAAGGUGGGGAUACCAUCUCAAAGUAGGAUGGUACGCCACCCAAAAACUGGGUGUCACCUUUUUUCAUGAAAGGAUUAGGUUUGAAUGGUGGAGUGAAAAAAAACCUGUCUUUUACAUGUAAACACAAAAUGGCAUCUUGGGGGCAAUUGAAUGUUUUGGGGUUAAUGUUUUCCUCUUCUCUCACUUGCUGAUCUUUGGCUUGCUGUAACCUUAAAUGCUGCAUGGCUUUCACUUUUAAUGAUGCAAAGCUUCCCGCCAAAGGCAUUUGAGGCGACUUUGGUGUAACAUGAAUCAAACCGCAGCUGCUAGGUAGGGUACCCCACCUUGAAACAUUUACCUGGCAAAAUUUGACCCAGGCUAAUAGGGUAUCCGGUCUGGCAGACCAGCCGUUCCACCUGGGAGGGUCACCCCACCUACAUGUAAACAUGAUCAAAUUAAAAUGAGAGAUUACAUGGACAGGUAGGUUACCCCACCUCUAGUGGGUUACCUCACAGGGCUGUCACUAAGAUUUCAAGUUGCCAGGUAAAUACAGCAAGUACAGUACAAGUAAUAUUUUGUCUUUUGUUUUCAGAGAUGGAUGUGGAGUUUCUACAAGGGUAGUCCAGACACUAUCAACUUUCAUAACUUGUGGCAUGGAAACCAAACUUACUUGGACAAAGUAAAGGUAAGAAUGGUAGCAAUGAAAAAAAAAUUCUUUCGAUGCCUAAACCUACAUAGUACAUGUAAUAAUGAACCACCAAUAAUGCAAGGCUUAUCCAUUCUUGAGGAAGACCUUCAAUAUUAAUUUUUAGUUGUUUGUUUCACGACUUGAGAAAAAAGGAAUCACUAAUAAUUUUAAGAUUGUGAUGAAGGCUUAAAACCUGCCUUCUUAUGUUUGUUUUUUUUUUUUUAUGUUACAGGUCAAAAUUAAAUUCAGGUUAAAAUUUUUUAACCUAGGUUGAUUCUCAAUUUCCUUUGUCUCUUACAUCUAGCCCUAACUAUUCAUGACUUAAUGCUAGGAGACAAACUUUAAGGAAAUUGAGAAUAAACCUUACCUAGAUUUAACAUGUAACAUGUAACAUAUACUUGAACUGAAUUGGGAUCCAUUAAGCUUGAAAAGUACUCAGAUUUUCUAUAGUCCUUCCUUGAAUUUUGCUGAUAAAAGUCUAAAGCAAAGUUCAAAAGAAUACUGGAUCUAUUAAUGUCUUCCUCUUUGGAAGUCGGGUCUACUAAGACAUUCAAGAGUAAAUAGGAGGAACAGUUUAAAAUGAUGCAUUUAACCCAACAUUUUUUGGUCUUUAUAAUGAUACACUUUUUAAAACAAAAUUUUGGCUUUUCUUUCAGUCAUCUUUGAUAAAGAAAUUCCCUACAGACCAGACAGAUGGAAGAUUUCUAGAAUUCAUCAACACACUUCUUACAUAGCAGAGUACUGUGUUAAAAAAAUAGUUUUUUAGUUCAUUUGUACAGUAAGUUAUUUUUUAGUAGUAGUUGUGCAAGUUCGGUAACAUAAAGUGUUAAAAAAGUUUUUUCACAGGAUAUUGACAGAGUUCGGCAAAACUGUAAAUCCUAGUUUUGAACUGACUUUUACUUUAAAAAUUUCCCACGAGGCAUAUGCAUGUUAACCUUUUCAUUCUAUGAACUAUGACUAAAGAAAAAAUUCCAAAUUUCUUUUGUAAAAUCAAAAAAUUAAAUUGGCAAAAGAUCUACUGAAAAGGUUUCAUUUCAUGGUCAACACCAGAGGAUUUUGUCCACAGAUUCAAUAUAAAGUUGGAAUGAAAAAUCAUCUAACCUUAUUUUGCAACAACUGUGUACAUACAGAGAUCGCUAACAGAUGGUUUUUCGUUUAUCAAUAUCAGUAACUAAUCUCGAUCGUUAACAACUGAGGGAGUGUAGGAGUGCAUGGGUUAAUCCUGUAAACCCUAAGCUUGAUCAAUAUCAAGUUUCUCCCAACAAUAUCAGUACAAUAACUUAUGUAUGUAAUCAAGAGAAAAGACUAUAAAAAUUCAUAAAAUGAUCACCAAAGAAAAAUGCUCCCAACUAAAUUCUCUCAGCUAAUUCUGUAACGAAAUGUAUAGAGAUCAGUGUGGAAAGUUUCCAUUUAGAUAUUGGAACCUAUAAUAAAGGGUUAAUAUCUGAUGCUUUUGAUAGAGUGGUAAAGAGAAUUUGGGAUGUGAUCAUACAAGAUGCUUGAUAUGUUAACAAUUUUCUCCCCACUACAUCUUCAGGAAAAUAAUGAAUAGGGC